This is a messenger RNA of Amorphotheca resinae ATCC 22711, 2649 nucleotides long. RefSeq lists its product as hypothetical. Gene Ontology annotation, biological process: mRNA export from nucleus; regulation of DNA-templated transcription elongation; purine nucleotide metabolic process. Lineage: Eukaryota; Fungi; Ascomycota; Leotiomycetes; Helotiales; Amorphothecaceae. Bases 1 to 2649 code for a protein of 882 amino acids. Gene Ontology annotation, cellular component: THO complex part of transcription export complex. The transcript has 5 exons. The record is from RefSeq and is a predicted model, not a curated record. Gene Ontology annotation, molecular function: GMP kinase activity.
AUGGCUGGCCAUGAGGUGCAAGCAGUGGAUGCGUUUGGGGAGCUUCUGAAUGAACUGUUGGUGAGAGCUGAGCAGGUCAAGCAGACGAAUACGGUGGAACCGCCUUUAAUCAAGCCAGACUUUCAAGAUAUUCUCGAGCGGGUGGAGUCAACAUUCUUCUCGUCUGCGAAGACCCUAGAGUCGAGGAAGCAGAGCCAUGCAGUCAUCGAUAUUGCUAUUCGAGACAAGUUCAACAACUUACUGGCCUGCACGACGAUUGAUACGCCGUAUUUUGUUCAAAUGUGGAAUCUACUAGAUAUCACAUCCUUUCUCUCCGAUGACGAACAAUGCGAUUCUGCCCUCUUGUUCUGGUUAGUCGAGGAGCUCUUGGACAGUCAGACGAUCUCCGGUUGUCGAAGGAUUUUUGACUAUUUAGAGUCAAGAAGGCAGAGGAUUACCGCGAAGCAUUUCAGCCAGAAGAAUCUGGUCAUUCUACGGAGCUGUAAUGAAUUGCUUCGGCGACUUUCACGAGCCGAGGACACCGCAUUCUGCGGGCGAGUCUUCAUAUUUAUGUUUCAGAGCUUCCCAUUAGGUGACAGAAGCUCUGUCAAUCUUCGAGGCGAAUACCAUACUGAGAAUGUCACCACAUUUGAUGAAUUACCCUCCAAGGAGUCGGAUUCUGAAAGAAUGGAUGUGGAUUCAGAUCCUAACUUAAAGUCAAAGUCCACUCCAAACGGUACUGCGGGCAAACCUGAGGAUUCGAGUGUUAAGGGGGUCACUUUCUCUAAAACUGAAGCACCUUUGAGCGUUGAUGAAUUAUAUCCAAUAUUCUGGUCCUUGCAGGGAAGCUUCAACCAACCGAAAAAGUUGUUCGAUCCAACAAACUUCUCCGGAUUUAAGGCUGGACUUGAAGCCACGAUGGCUAUGUUCAAAACUGUUCAAACGGAGAUGGUUGGUCGCCCUGUGAAGGUUACAGAAGACGGCAAAAGGGGCACAAAACGGAAGAGAAGCCAAGGGGACGACGACCUAGCAAAUGCAUUCAAUCCGAAGUAUCUUACUAGUAGGGACCUAUUCGAACUUGAGAUCAGUGAUCUUUCAUUCCGGAGGAACAUUUUAGUUCAAGUCCUGAUUGUCUUGGAUUUCCUCCUCUCUCUAAGCGCCAAAGCGAAAGAGAAGCUUUCCAAAGCUAAAUUGCCGGAUAACCCCAACAAGUCUGUUAUGUAUGCGGACCAAUUCCUCAGUGAAGAUGAUACAACGUGGGCGCUUGACAUGAAACGCUCAAUCGCAGAAUACUUAAAGCAAGGGGUCGAAGGGGCGUUCUUCUACCGGGUAGUCGAGACUGUUCUUUCAAGAGACAAGAACUGGGUUCGCUGGAAAAUAGAGAAUUGUCCAUCCAUUACAAGACCUGCUGUCUCCCCGGAAGAAUACGUCGCCGCAAAAGCUUCAGCACGCAAAGCCACUACUAACAAGCGACUUCGUCCGACACCUUUAGGAUCGUUAGACCUCAAAUUCCUCUCCGAAAGUGACGAUCGAGAUGUAUUAGAGAAAUUGAAGGACCCUGCGCGAUAUCGGAUCCCCUCAAUCAAAAGCUUCAAGAGUAAAAUCGAAUUAGAUGACAUGGACAUCGAUAUGGCUAGAGAUGAGGAAUCGAAGAACGCCGCCAUCGAGUCUAAGGCAAGCAAGAGCUGGAGAGUUUUGCGAAUCGCCAGCACAAGCAAGUUGGUUGCUUUUGAUAAGAUCGAGCGCUCUGAUAAGAUUGACGAAAUCUUCCAAGAUGAUGUUGUCAAGCCUGAAGUAACCACUAAUGGUGAGGAUGAAUCCCAGGAUGCCGAUGGACGUGUAUUUCCUGAAGAUCGCCGCCCAGUUGUUAUCUCAGGUCCAAGCGGAGUUGGCAAGGGAACUCUGAUUAAGAUGCUUAUGGACAGACAUACCAAGGUCUUCGGCAGAAAGGUUUCUCAUACAACCCGCGCGCCUCGGGAAGGAGAGGUUCAUGGCGAGCACUAUUUCUUCGUCUCUAAGGAACAAUUUGAUGUUCUUCGUGACGGGGAUGGUUUUUUGGAAUACAAUACUUAUAAUGGUAGCAAUUACGGGACAAGCCGAAAGGUCGUAGAGGAUAUCAUAGCCCAGGGCAAGGUACCCAUCAUGGAGAUGGACAUGCACGGAAUUGAACAACUUAAAGACCUGGGAUACGCAGCGCGCUUUAUUUUCCUUGCUCCCCCAAAUCUCUCAGAGCUUGAACAGCGAUUACGGCAAAGAGGAUCUGACCCGGACGAAAACAUCCAAGCAAGACUCGACACCGCUAAGAAGGAGGUUGAGCAUGCGAAGUUGGAAGGAUUCUAUGACAAAACGUUCGUCAAUGACGAUCUCGAGACUACCUAUAAGAAUCUUGAGAAGUACAUAUUCGGUGAUGAUGAUAAGGAUGAACCUCCGAGAUCAACACCAACGGAGGAACCGAAGGAGUCUUUAGAGGUGACAAAUACGGAGGUCGAAAUGGCCGAUGGCGAUGCACCAGCAGCAGAGGUAGCAGAGGCAGCACCGAAUGAGGUUGUUUCGGCUCGUUCCGAGUUAUUAGAAGCUACUAUGAAGACGGAAGAAGAAACGGCAGCACCAGCAGAGGAUCAUCUGCCCGCUGCAGAGACCAAAGCAGUGGAAAGUGAUUCGACGAAAUGA